Molecule: messenger RNA, 1843 nt
Organism: Ananas comosus (pineapple)
Lineage: Eukaryota; Viridiplantae; Streptophyta; Magnoliopsida; Poales; Bromeliaceae
Product: putative FBD-associated F-box protein At5g22720
Exons: 3
Coding region: 139-1623 (494 amino acids)
Molecular function (GO): protein binding
Source: RefSeq, a predicted model, not a curated record
GUAGUGAUGAAGAGGAAGAAAGUGUUUGUUUUUUUUUAAAAAAAAAAAAAAAAUUUGAGAGAGAAAGGUUUGCUUUGUUCAUUUGUUUUUUAGAAGGGUCCGACCGCGAACUCUGAAGAAGAAUUUUUGGCGGGGAAGAUGGCACAUCUCCCGCCGUUUCCCGCCGGCCCGAUGGAUCCAGAGGAGACUGCCUUGGCCAAGAAGCCAAGGAGGGCGGCGGACUGCAAUCCCUCCUCCUCCUCCUCCUCCUCUUCAUCAGCCGCGGAGAUCGACCUCAUCAGCCGCCUGCCGGACUGUCUGCUCUCCACCAUCUACCCCCACCUGACGACCCGCGAGGCCGCCAAGACCGCCCUCCUCUCCUCCCGCUGGCGCCGCCUCUGGACCACCUCCCCGCUCCACCUCGACGACGACUCCCUCUGGAGCCGCUCCAUCCAGCCCCGCGGCCGGCCCCGCGGCUCCAGGAUGUGGACGCGCGACGAGGACUGGCGCUGCCGCGUCAUCUCCCGCAUCCUCCGCUCCCACGCCGGCCCCGUCCGCCUCUUCCGCCUCGCCCACACCCGCUUCCACGGCCGCGAGCCCCUCGCCCACUCCUGGUUCCAAACCCUAGCCCAAAAAUGCGUCCUCCAGAUCGACCUCCUCUUCCCCUCCCUCUACGACGCCCAAGACGUCCCCGCCUCGCUCCUCGCCUGCGAUUCCCUCCAAACCCUGCGGCUCAGCCACUGCCGACUCCCCGACACCGCGAAGACCCCCGUCGACAUCACUCUCACGCGCCUCACGGAGCUCACCCUCAGCGGCGCCCGCCUCACUGAGCACGACUUCUGCGGCUUACUAUCCGGCUGCACUGCGCUUCGGAGUUUGUCCGUCAUCUACAACAAUUCUUACCUCCCUCGGAUCCACGUCCGCUCUCGGAGCCUCCGGAGCCUGACGCUGUCGGGCUCCGGCGCGGAGGAGCUGUUCAUUGAGGAUGCUCCGAAUCUUGCCCGGCUGCUUAUGGGGUGGGUGUCGUCGAAAAUGUGGUUGAAGGUCGUUAGCGCCCCGAAGCUCGAGAUGUUGGGUUAUCUGCAUCUGCUCGUGCAGAGACUCGAGCUAGGCAAAUCUGUUUUCAGGAUGUCGCAGCGUAUAGCGGAUAUAAGCUUGAGCACUCUGCUGUUUACUCUUAAAACGCUAGCGGUUGAAGUGAAAAUCCAUGAUUAUGAAGAAGUAAAGAUGUUCAUCCACCUGCUGAGAUGCUUUCCGUGUCUCGAAACCCUGCACAUUCGGUGUGUGUGUUGGAAUGAACCGAAUCCAAUUGUUUGGACGUACUUGGAGCAGCUAAAUUCAGUCGAUUGCGUUGAUCGUCAUCUGAAGAUCGUAAAAUUUAAAAAUUACCAAGGGGGAAAUAGUGAGCUAGAAUUUGCCAAAUUUUUAAUUACAAAAGCAAGAGUACUUAAUGUGAUGAAGUUUCAAUGCGGAACCAGUUGCUGCAAAAGAUGGGUUAGGGCCCAGCGAAGCCUUCUGUGCCUUCAGAAUAGAGCCUCUUUGGAUGCUCAAUUCGUUUUUGUGAAGGACAGGAGGUGCAGCUGGGAGUUCAAUGAAGAUGCCUCCAAUUUGUCAUUUGCUGACCCUUUCGAUAGUUGUAGAUAGAACGGUACUUUAUGCGAUUGUUUCGGCCUUCCAUUAGACAUUGAACAGUCACUUCCUGGCACUAUGCGACAUGGUUAUCUCAUGGCAAACAAUCUUGGUUUAGAUUAUUAUGGUCUUUCCAAUUUAAAGUAUGUAAGCUUGAUUUCUUGUCCUUCUCUAUGUUGAUGCUUUGAAUUUCGCCAAAUGAGGCAUUAUUAAAUCUAUUUUAUGAGUUUAUGCC